AUGCAUGAGCAGCUGGAUGCCAGCACCGGCCGGCUGCCAUGUGAGUGUCAGGAGCGGGCGCAGUAUGACUUUUACACUUGUCCCCGCGGCUUGGUCGAAGAGGCUGUGCCCCAUUCUUCCGAGCUGAGCAUUUCCAUGGAAGAGAGCAGCGAAGGCCUGCGAGUCUCCGUUGCCGGCUUGAAGCCACUGAGCCUGAUGCCACCAAGAAGGCCAGUUCCCGUUCUGGGAGGUGUGGUGUCCGGAUCUUGCAUGGCAGCUCUUGGGGUUGUGCUUAACAUGCCAGAGCUUCGAGGUCCAGUGCUCGAAAUCGGGGCUGGGCGAGGGCUUCUAGGCUUCGCCGCAGCAGCCGCUCUCGGAUGCUCUGGGAUGGUCACAGACUUGGAGGAGGACGUGUGUGAAGCUUUGGGGAGGAGUCUGCGCGCCACUGCGGAGCUGGGAAGUUGCUUGGAUGUCCGCGCACAAGUCUUGGACUGGGAUGAUGGCCUGGAAGAGGCCACUUCGCGCUUGGCAGACCCGGAUCCGGGCCUUCUUCUGGGAGCUGAUUUGUUGUGGGCAGAUGAUUCUGUCGACUCCUUGUUCGAGGCUGUCGAGAAAGCGGUGGCAGCCGGAUGGUCUGGCUUCGCCAGACGUUCGUCUACGGUGCUUCGGACCGCCCCUCCAAUGACCUGCUGGCGCGGCAGCUUGCAGAGAUGA
Molecule: messenger RNA, 693 nt
Organism: Symbiodinium necroappetens
Lineage: Eukaryota; Dinophyceae; Suessiales; Symbiodiniaceae
Source: the annotation of a GenBank genome assembly